Molecule: messenger RNA, 2238 nt
Organism: Dioszegia hungarica
Lineage: Eukaryota; Fungi; Basidiomycota; Tremellomycetes; Tremellales; Bulleribasidiaceae
Exons: 3
Coding region: 1-2238 (745 amino acids)
Source: RefSeq, a predicted model, not a curated record
AUGGACAGUGACAGCUUCCUCGCCACCUCGUUCGUCUCCUUUCGCAAGACCAAGAUGGGCUCCGCCGGUCGGACACCCCCGCGCAUCAGAACGAAGAGGACAGCGUCAGUUUCGAGCGGGUCCAGCGCGUCGAUCGCGUCUCCUACCUCGCCGGUCCUCGUCACGCCCCAGCACUUCUCAGUGUCGCGUCAGCGCGGCCCACCGCCUCGGCUGAAUCUGGCCGGGAGCAGCAAGAUUCACAGAGAUGAUGUCUUCAUGGCGGAUGGGGAGGACACAGCGCGGGGAGACUUGACCCGGGUCUUGAUGCUCACACCUCGACCCACUCAAAGCGCCUUUGUCUCACCCUUCGCCGACUCGCCGAACGCAGACCAAGAUGCACACGUCCGACCCGACAACUCACCCCUUCUCCCACCUUUGUCCGAAUGGUCUCUCCCGCCCGUGCCGAAGCAUGGUCCGCUCCGCAUCACCCCGUCGUGCGACUCGCUGCUCGGCCUCAGCACACCGAGCAGACGAGGAUCGAUGCACAGUGGCCGGACCAUCCACAUCUCCUUCCCCUCAGGCGCACCAGACGAGGAGAAGCCGAGCAGUCUGAAGGGAGAAGAAGCCACAGUCGCCCCUGCUUCCUAUCGCACACACCGUCCGACCCCAUCUGACGGCUCGUCCAUCAUCUCCUCGAGCUCGUCAAAACGCUCUGACUGGUCUGAUCGGUCCACUCCACCCUCCAUCCCUGGCAGAACCAGCAGCAGGAAGCGACCCAGCUUACCAGCUCGCAUAUCGAGCUUGAAGCCUUCUACCGGAUUCCCUCAUUCCCGCCCUUCCUCCUCACACACUCCUUCCUGCUCGUCAUCACGUCGGCCGUCCAACGCUUCCGUGAUCAGCGCUCAAUCUGUCUUGGAUCCCUUCCCCAUUGCUACUUCCGCCCCGGCGGACGCUCCUCCUCUUCCCGCGCUACCUCUUUCGCCUGUUCCCACAAGGCACUUCCGGUCCAGCUCCAUCGCUUCCAUCCCCCUGUCCCCGGUCCUCGGCUCGCCGGUCGACUUCAGCGCAAUCCCCUUCUCCGGCCUGGACCUCGUCGAGCGUGAUCUCGUACUUCGUCGAACCACCUCCGCUCCCCAUCUCCGCGCCUGGCGCCACUCCCAAACCGCUAUGACUUCCUCCCCCUCCUCCAAGCGCAUUCGUACGCUGGGUACCCCCAGGACGCCCAAAAGCGCUCGAUCAUCCGGUAUCGACUUCUCUGGCUCUGACUCCCCGUCAUCACCCUGGCGGGCAUCCAUCCUGAACUUUGAGUUCUUCCCCUCCCCCAAACCCUCUCCGCUCGCCAUCGAACAUAUUGCGGAGCCACGCGAUCGGACGAGCCGCCGGUCCGACCAAGAGAUCGUCAUCCCCCUCUACCAGACCCCGCUAUCUCCCCAGGCAUGCGUCCGGAUCCGGCCGGUACCGAGCACAUCGCGGCGGGGCACUGGUUUGGCACCAGAUCUGUACGCGGAGGUGAAGCGCGUGGACAGGAUGAGGAACCUCAUCGCCAGUGCGGGGGUGAAUGAGGCGGAAGAGGCGCUUCAUGAGGCAGAGGAGUGGACGUGGGCCAGUCCACCUCCGAGGGAGGGGCGAUUGGUGAAAUUUGUGGGGGUUGGUGCGGAGGAAGGCGGCGAGAGCAAAGUCGGUCACAGGCGUCAGAUCAGCGCAGCGAGCCAGCUCAGCGUCGGGACGGCCUUCGGCUCGGACAUGGGGUUGAGCGAGAGCCACUCCAUCGAUACCAUCAGCGAGGAAGCUUCAGUCCUUACGCCGAACUCGAGCACCACCUUCCUUGCUAUCCCAUUGCCAAUCGUCGCCGACCCCACCACCCCGACUGCCACGCACGGCUUCCUCUCUCCUGAGGCGGACAUCACCCCCAAAGCCCCUCUCCGCACUCCCUCGUCUAUACUCAAGCACUCGGCUGGCCAGUCGCUACUAGACAGCCCCAAGGUCGCUGGGCCGAAGACCAAGUACUUUGGCUCGCUCGCUUUCGGAUCCGAGCCAAUGCCUCGCAAGAUCCAACCAAGAUCGUCACAGCCGGAGGUGCGGGGGAAAGAGGGGGAUGAUCAGGAGGCGCAGGGACGUGAAGCUAAAGGCAGCGUCAUUCAGCCAGGAAGAAAGGCGGUCAAGGUCAAGGCCAAGGCGAACAAGGAGAAGAAGGAGGGCGGGAAGUGGAAGUGGUCGAUGCCGGAGCUGCAUCCGGGGACGAUAGGGGGAUUAGUGUAG